AUGAAUCAAGCUUCAAGAGGCUCACGCGUUGUAUUUGUUGGAAACAUCCCAUUCGAACUCUCAGAAGAACAACUCAUCGAAGUGUUUAAAGAAGUUGGACCUGUUGCAUCAUUCCGCCUUUUAUUUGAUCGUGAAACCGGUAGACCCAAGGGUUAUGGAUUCUGUGAAUUUCUUGACGCCGAGACAGCAGCCAGUGCAGUGAGAAAUUUAAACGAUUAUGAAAUUGGAGGACGUCAAUUACGAGUUGAUUAUGCUGCCAUGGACGACAACCAAGGUAGACCGGGCCAUCAAGGAGGAGGCAAUCAGAAUCAAAAUAGACAUCAUAACGCACCUCCUCCACCCAUGCCACAACAGCAACAACACAUGCCACCACCACCACCACAACAACAACAAGCACCACCAACUCAAUUACCACCACAACAACAAGCACCUCAUGUCAACAUGUCAUCCGUAGACGAAAUCUCCAAAGUGCUUGCCUCCAUGAACUCUCAAGAUUUAUUCACACUCAUGAGCCAGAUGAAGCAAAUGUCAUUUGAAAGAGCAGACUUUACAAGAGAGUUUCUUACAUCGAAUCCUCAGGUAGCUUAUGCGCUAUUUCAAGCCAUGGUGAUGAUGAACAUUGUGGAUCCCAAUAUAAUCACUCGCAUGAUGACAGCUGCCAUUGUACCUCCUGUUGUUGCUGCUGUUCCUCCUCAACCUCAGCCUAUUGUUGCGCCUAUCGCAGUAGCGCCUCCUCCACCUGUAUUACAGCAAGCUCCACCUAUGAUGGGCGGUAUCGUGCCUGGAAUGCAACAGCCCAUGGAAGAUGAAACCGAGCAGCAAAAGGCACUACUGAUGAAGGUACUGCAACUCACAGACGAACAAAUCAAUGCACUUCCUCCUCAGACAAGAGAUCAAAUUAGAACAUUGAAAAAUCAAUUGACUAUGCAACAAUAA
Molecule: messenger RNA, 936 nt
Organism: Mucor velutinosus
Lineage: Eukaryota; Fungi; Mucoromycota; Mucoromycetes; Mucorales; Mucoraceae
Exons: 5
Coding region: 1-936 (311 amino acids)
Biological process (GO): mRNA 3'-end processing
Cellular component (GO): mRNA cleavage and polyadenylation specificity factor complex
Molecular function (GO): mRNA binding
Source: RefSeq, a predicted model, not a curated record